This is a messenger RNA of Ichthyophthirius multifiliis, 1143 nucleotides long. RefSeq lists its product as hypothetical. Gene Ontology annotation, cellular component: cytosol. Lineage: Eukaryota; Ciliophora; Oligohymenophorea; Hymenostomatida. The record is from RefSeq and is a predicted model, not a curated record. Gene Ontology annotation, molecular function: protein-folding chaperone binding. The transcript has 6 exons.
AUGUAAAGGAAUUAUUAUAAUGACUUAGAAAUAAAUAGAGAUGCCACAUAAAGUAUGAUUGCACAUGCAUAUUGCAAAUUAUCACUUAAAUAUCAUCCAAAAUAUAAUUCCGAAAAUCCUUAUUUAACUUAUAAAAAUUUUUGUUUAGUUUCUGAAGCAUAUUAAGUUUUAAGCGAUCCAAUAAAAAGAUCAUUUUAUGAUAAAUAUGGUGAAUUUAAAUUAAAAGAAGGAUUUUUUAGUUAAUAAAGUAAUAAAAAAAUAUAUAAUAUUAAAACAUAUAUUUUAUUUUUUUAACAAAAAUAAAAAAGACUUGAAAGUUAAUUAUAAAAUAAACAAAAAAAUAUAACUAAAAAAUAAAAAAAAAAGGGAGGAUAUAUAUUCGAAGGAAAUCCAGAAGAAAUUUUCGAAAAAUUUUUUGGAACAGGAAAUCCUUUUAAACAAACAUAUGAUACAACAAAUAAAUAAGAUAUAGGUGAAUUAUUUAGAUAUCCAUUUGCCCAUUUAAAUAAAAACUUAUCAAUGCCAAAAGAUUUACAUGUAGAAAUUGAAUGUACAUUAAAUGAGUUAUAUAAUGGUUGUAUAAAGGAAAUUACAUAUAAAAGAACUGUAUUUAUAUAUGUGAUUAUAUAUAUAUAUGUUUUUUAGAUAUUAAAUAAAGAUGGAAUAACAACAAAAGAAAUAACUGAAAUAAAAAAAAUUGAAAUUAAACCAGGAUUUUAUAAUGGUUAAAAAAUAGUUUAUUAAGGUUUAGGUCAUUAAGAACCUGGAGUAGAAAAUUCUAAUUUAGUUAUUACUAUUAAAGAAUUACCACAUAAAAAUAUUAAAAGAGUUUAAAAUGAUUUUAUUUAUUUACAUAAAAUUAACUUGAUUGAUGCUUUAUCGGCUAAAUUCGUUGAGUUUAUUACUUUCGAUAAAAGAACUAUUCUUAUACCUAUGGAUUAAGUAAUUAAUCCAUAAACAGUAAAAAUGGUAGAGGGUGAAGGAAUGCCUAUUUAUAAUUCCGAAGAAUUUAAAGUGGAGAAUUUCAAUUAGUAAGCUUAAAAAGGUGAUUUAUUUAUAAAGUUUGAUAUAGAAAUACCUAAAAUAAUUAAUGAGGAAAAAAAAGAAUAAUUUGAAAUUUUACUAGAAGAAAUGUAAAAUUGA